This is a messenger RNA of Exophiala aquamarina CBS 119918, 1704 nucleotides long. RefSeq names its product methylmalonate-semialdehyde dehydrogenase (acylating). Gene Ontology annotation, molecular function: malonate-semialdehyde dehydrogenase (acetylating, [NAD(P)+]) activity; methylmalonate-semialdehyde dehydrogenase (acylating, NAD+) activity. The coding region runs from base 1 to 1704 and encodes 567 amino acids. The transcript is spliced from 2 exons. Gene Ontology annotation, cellular component: mitochondrion. The record is from RefSeq and is a predicted model, not a curated record. Gene Ontology annotation, biological process: L-valine catabolic process; thymine catabolic process. Lineage: Eukaryota; Fungi; Ascomycota; Eurotiomycetes; Chaetothyriales; Herpotrichiellaceae.
AUGGCCGCACGCCGUUCCCUAUUUCGAGCUGUCCCCGCAUUGUCUGCCAGACGAUCCCCCCAUAUCUUAUCCUCGACAACUUCCCUCAGAAUGUCUCCCAACCAGCAGAUUGCAAGACGCAGGCUGCAUGCCACAAGCAAGCAUCUCGCUGCUGCCGGCGCUGCCGUUGCCGACUAUCCUAGGUCUCACGAACAGAUUAAGAAUGUGGUUGACACCCACAACUUCAUUGACAACAAAUUCGUGCCUUCACAAGCCGCUACCUGGAUUGACCUCCACGACCCAGCUACGAACAAUCUAGUCACCCGAGUUCCUCAAUCUACCGAUGCUGAGCUUAGGGCUGCCACCGAUUCUGCCUCGAAGGCCUUCCCUGCAUGGCGUGCCACCAGCAUCAUGACCAGACAACAGAUCAUGUUUCGAUUGACUCAUCUGGUCCGCGAGAACAUGGAUCGACUGGCCGCAUCCAUUACGCUCGAGCAGGGCAAAACAUUUGCCGAUGCAAAGGGCGAUGUACUCCGUGGUUUACAAGUCUGUGAGACCGCCUGUGGCAUCACAACGCAGUUGACUGGCGAAGUCAUUGAAGUUGCAAAGGAUAUGGAGACAAGAUCAUACCGUGAACCUCUCGGUGUCGUUGCGGCUAUUUGUCCCUUCAACUUCCCUGCUAUGAUCCCGCUCUGGAGUGUUCCGCUGGCCACUGUCACUGGAAAUACCUUAAUACUUAAGCCUAGCGAACGUGACCCUGGUGCGGCCAUGAUUAUUGCCGAACUCUGCCAGAAAGCUGGUUUCCCUGACGGUGUUGUCAACAUUGUCCACGGAGCUGCCAAGACUGUCGAUUACAUUAUUGACGAACCCGCCAUUAAAGCCAUCAGCUUUGUCGGCUCCAACCGCGCUGGCGAGUAUAUCUACACUCGCGGUUCCGCUAAUGGGAAGCGAGUCCAGGCAAAUCUCGGUGCGAAGAACCAUGCUGCCGUUCUGCCCGACUGCAACAAGAAUCACGCUCUCAAUGCUAUUGCUGGUGCCGCAUUUGGUGCAGCCGGCCAGCGAUGCAUGGCUCUCAGCACCCUCGUCAUGGUUGGCGAAACCAAAGAGUGGCUUUCAGAACUCGCAGACCGGGCUAGGAACCUGACCAUAAACGGAGGUUUUGAAAAAGGCGCUGAUCUCGGUCCUUUGAUCAGCCCACAGAGUAAGAAGCGAGUCGAGGAUUUGAUCAAGAGUGCCGAAGAGGAGGGUGCCACCAUCCUGCUUGAUGGUAGAGGUCAAAAGCCCCCUAAAUAUCCCAAUGGAAACUGGGUCGGCCCAACAAUCAUCACCAACGUCAAACCACACAUGAAAUGUUACACGGAGGAGAUCUUCGGUCCCGUGCUGGUGUGCUUGAAUGUUGAAACCACAGAAGAAGCCAUUGAGCUGAUCAAUGCCAAUCCCUAUGGAAAUGGUGCCGCCAUCUUCACGCAAUCUGGCCCGACAGCAUCGCUAUUCCAAAAGGAGCUCGAGGCUGGUCAGAUUGGUAUCAACGUGCCUAUCCCUGUCCCGUUGCCCAUGUUCAGCUUCACCGGCAACAAGAAGAGUGUCGCUGGCACCGGUGCCUCGAACUUUUACGGCAAGGACGGCAUCCGAUUUUACACCCAGUGGAAGACGGUCACCAGUCUCUGGAGAGCUGAGGACGCGAUUGCCACAGAGAAGCAGGUGUCUAUGCCAACUCAUUCGUAA